GCAGGCGCGCUUGCUGUUGGUGGCCGCUGCCCCGGUCGUCAGUGUGCUGGCGCCUCUUUCUCGACAGUGCGCGAUCCCAGGACCCCCCAGGUGCCGCACGGACCGAGGGCAGAGCUCCGUUCUCAAGGAUGAUGGGCGAGUCCACCGGCACUUCCCUUGGCUUUGAAUUUCCUGAAAGAGAAGAGGAGGCUUCAGAGAUGCCAAGGGGCUCCAAAGUUAUGAAAGCCAGCCUGCCCCCUGAUUUGAGGAAGAAGUACGCCUUUGUGAGGAAGAAGGCCUUUGCCAUUUUCGUCCAGUCGAGGGAGUCCACCCCGGGUGGGCAGGUGCUGCCCAGGAGAGUCUGGCAUUGCUGUGCUCAGGCCUUCCUGUGUCCCGUCACCAUCCACAAACAUGUGGCCGUGCGUCACGAGGCUGACGUCUUGAGAAGUGUCGAGGAGAUCCUGAAGGCGCUGAUACGGCCAGACGAAGCCAGCAGCCAGCAGACGCCCUUCAGACUGCCAGGGGAGGCCAUCGGGGGCGCAGAUGUGGACCCGAGUCCCAUGGACACGGAGCAGAAGGACAGUGAACCAGGCCAGGUGCUGCUCUUCUACUGCUACUGUGACCUUCAGGACCCCAACGGCGUCUGCGUGUGGCAAAGAGGUCUCUGUCAGCGCUUACAGCUCACCGGCAAGGUCCGAAUUGCCAAGGAAGGAAUCAAUGGGACAGUCGGGGGCAGCGAGGCGGCCACAGAGCUCUACGUCGAGGCCAUGCUCUCUCAUCCAGUCUUCAGCAACGUCAUGUGCAAGGAGGACUUCAAGACCAGCAGUGGCGGCGCACGGUGCUUUCCAGACCUGCGAGUCGGCGUCUACAGUGAGAUUGUUCCCCUAGGCAUUGACCCGUCUGCGUUGUCCUACAAGGUGGCAGGAGCCCACCUUUCGCCCGAGGAGUUUCACGAGGAGGUGGAGCGCUACGUGUCGGAGGAGAGCGGGACCCCCAGUGACACCAUCCUGCUGGACUGCCGCAACUUCUACGAGAGCAGAAUUGGCCGCUUCACCAAGUGCCUCGCUCCGGACAUUCGCAAGUUCAGCUACUUCCCCGAUUACGUCGAUCAAAAUGUGGACUUGUUCCGAGAGCGGCGGGUGCUCAUGUACUGCACGGGGGGCAUUCGCUGCGAGCGGGCAUCGGCCUACCUGCGCUCCAAGGGGGUAUGCAAGACGGUGUACCAGCUGAAGGGUGGCAUUCACAAGUACUUGGAGCGUUUCCCAGAUGGUUUCUUUCGUGGCAAACUCUUUGUCUUUGAUGAGCGCUAUGCCAUUGCCACAAAUGGUGACGUCAUUUCCAACUGCAAGUACUGUGGAGCCCCCUGGGAUCAGUACAGGGUGUGCACAUCUGACCACUGCCACCAGCUGGUGCUGUCCUGCAGCGAGUGCCAGGGAAGAGGAAGGACCGCCUGCUGUGCCACCUGCCAGGAGAAGGCAUGGACGUGUGCGAAUGACCAGCUGAAGGAGGAGUGCGACUGCACCAGAGCGCGGCCUCGCAUCCCAGUGGAAGGAGCUGCUGCCACCGCUGUCCCCGUCCCCCUCAAGUCAUUGUGACAUCGCUGGGCACAUGCAGGGCGCUUUUAUCAGCAAUAAAGAUGGAAGAUGAGCCUCCAGGGCAGGAGCAGCUGACUCAUGAACCGUGGAGGGGGGGUCUGUCACAUGAGGGCACGGGGUCUAUGUGGGCUGGAGAGGAGAAAGUGGCAUCGGUGGGCGUGCCAGUGUUUAGUAAAAAUCACAGACUGAGA
Messenger RNA from Erpetoichthys calabaricus (reedfish), 1765 nucleotides. RefSeq names its product thiosulfate sulfurtransferase/rhodanese-like domain-containing protein 2. The coding region runs from base 129 to 1574 and encodes 481 amino acids. The transcript has 10 exons. The record is from RefSeq and is a predicted model, not a curated record. Lineage: Eukaryota; Metazoa; Chordata; Cladistia; Polypteriformes; Polypteridae.